GAUGAUGAGACUAAGUUUUAUGAAUAUUUUAGGAUGACGCAGUACACCUUCUGUGAACUUUUAAAGAAACUAGAACCAAGGCUGAGAAAAAAUGACACGUUCUGGAGAGUAUCAGUUUCACCCAAAGAACGACUGGCUGUUUUUUUACGGUUCCUUGCUACAGGAGAUUCCUUUAAAACUAUUUCCUUCAGCUACAGGUUGGGAAAAUCCACAGUUGCAGCUAUCGUCCAUGACAUCUCUAGAACAGUUAUCGAUUUAUUGUUAGAAGAGGUGAUGCCUGUGCCGAAUGAAGAAAAAUGGAAUGCUAUAGCUGAGGAGUUUUGGACAAAAUGGCAGUUUCCAAACUGCAUUGGAUCUUUAGAUGGAAAGCACGUAACAAUACAGGCUCCAAACAACUCAGGAAGUCUCUAUUGGAAUUACAAAAAAACAUAUUCCAUUGUGCUUCUUGCUCUGGUUGACCCAUGUUAUAAUUUUAUUGCAAUAGACGUGGGAGCGUACGGAAAAAACUCUGAUGGAGGCAUUCUAGUAAAUUCAAAUCUUGGAAAGUCAUUGGAAAACAAUACGCUUAGCGUCCCAAAGAGUAAAACUUUACCCGGAACUGAUGUUGAACUUCCAACGAACAGUUUUGCGCAGUUGCACAGCUCACAAGACAACCCCACCGUCAGGCCGUGUCCGUCACGUGAAAAUUUGAACACGGCGAAUCCCGCCCGGCCCGGCCCCGGCCCGUUGACGUUCCCCGUGCACGGCCCGGUCAAGUGGGGCCCGCUGCAUUUGUUUUAA
Schistocerca serialis cubense is the source of this 780-nucleotide messenger RNA. RefSeq lists its product as uncharacterized. Lineage: Eukaryota; Metazoa; Arthropoda; Insecta; Orthoptera; Acrididae. The record is from RefSeq and is a predicted model, not a curated record. Bases 34 to 780 code for a protein of 248 amino acids. The transcript is spliced from 3 exons.